AUGCAGGUACGCAGCAUGCUACAGACUAGUGGAAAAAUUAGCCCCACCAAGAUUACCACAGGGACCAGAACCACCGAGACGCUCUUCAGCCAUCAACCACUCCCACAGCCACAUUAUUCUAAUGUUCACAAUGGUAGUGGCCCUCCUCCAAUGCCAGGUUCUGGCCGCCGCCCAGGGAUGCCCCCACUACCCCCCUCUGCAGCCCCACAACACUUGCCACCUCAGCGUUCACCUGAGGAGCCCCGGCACCAGAUAAUUCAUCAACUACAGGAGCAGGAGUGUGGUGACACCUCCCCACGCCACUCCAUUGCAUCCAACACCAGCAGUAACCUCUCCUCUCCCCCUUCACCUGGCCGUCCCCCAGAUCACCACUCAUCAUCCUAUGACUCAUAGGAUUCGUUUGGC
This is a messenger RNA of Penaeus vannamei (Pacific white shrimp), 405 nucleotides long. The record is from RefSeq and is a predicted model, not a curated record. Lineage: Eukaryota; Metazoa; Arthropoda; Malacostraca; Decapoda; Penaeidae.